UGUGUGCAUGGGACUUGGUGAUCGUUGUGACUCAGUAGGUCAGCUCCCUCUCUGAGCAUCCCUUAGGGUAGAGUCAGUGUGGGUGACAGUGGGAGAAAGGAGGUGACCACUUGGGUACAGACAUCUGGGUGAGUGAAUCCUUCUCUUAGUCCCACCUUCAAACAGCCACCAGGAGCUGAGGGCAUGUGACUUCACCUUCUCAUCUGGAAAAUGGGGGUAGUGAUAAUAUCACCCCAGAGGGUCAGGAUGAGGAUCAAGUGAGUUAAUCUCUGUUAAAGAACUGUGCCUGGCACAUGGUGGCUACUCAGUAUAUUUCUAUUCAACAAAUAUUUAUUAAGCAUCUAUUAUGUGCCCAGCAUUAUUCUUUCUAAUAAUGGUUAGCUAUCACCAUUUUACAUCUUAGUACAUAUCAGGUCCUCUUUGUGGAAUGAAUGAAUUUAUUGAACACCUACUACUUGCCAGGUACCUUUUAAAACACUUUACCCAUGCUUACUCAUUUAAUCCUCACAAUAAUCCAAUGAGCCAUCAUCUGCAUUUUACAGAUGAGGAAACUGAGGCCAGAAAGGUUAAGUCAUUUGCCCAAGGUCACAUGGCCACCAAGUGGCAGAGCCAGGAUUUGAACCUAGGAGGUGUGGCUAUAUCUCCUAACUAGCACAGCAGCUGUCAGGCCUGGGAAGGGGUUGAGUAGGGCGGGGUCCUUGUGAGAGAGGCAGCUCCGAGGGGGACCGGAGAGGAUUCUCCCGAGCUACGAGGGACUAGGGGGAGGGGGAGGUGUCGGUGAGCCACGCGUUGGUGGGACGUUCGUGUGGGCACCUGUAAGGUGUCUCUAAAUCUCCUGGCACUGAAGUGUUUGUGUGAGUGUAAAUGUAUGUGAGUCUGUGCGAAGGUGUGGGAGAGGGAGUGUGCGUGAGUCUGCGUGGGACGCUGUGAGUAUACGUGUGAAUGUGUGUGUAAGCUGCCGCGUGUGGGUGUGUGCGAGUCCAGGUGUGCAUGGUUGAGUGUAGGCCCAUGUGUGAGACUCGAGAGGUGUGCAUGAGUGACCGCGCGGGAGUAGUUGUGCGUGCCUCCGGCCCCACCUCUGACCCGCUUCUCUGCGGGGUCCCGCCAGCCCCGGGCGGGGAGAACUACCACUCCCGGCAUGGCCCGGGUGGGCCCACCCCGCCACCCUGAUUGGCUGUGGUCCCGGUGCUCCCGCCCCCCGGGAAUGAAUGGAUGGGCGGCCUCAGCGCCCGCCCGAGCGCUGGGAGGACCGGCCCGGCGGGGACCUGCUGGGGGCAGGACCCUGGGAGCAAGAUGGCCACGGUCAUCCCCGGCCCCCUGAGCCUAGGCGAGGACUUCUACCGAGAAGCCAUCGAGCACUGCCGCAGCUACAACGCGCGCCUGUGCGCCGAGCGCAGCCUGCGCCUGCCGUUCCUCGACUCGCAGACCGGCGUGGCCCAGAACAACUGCUACAUCUGGAUGGAGAAGACCCACCGCGGCCCGGGUUUGGCCCCGGGACAGAUUUACACGUACCCCGCCCGCUGUUGGAGAAAGAAACGGAGACUCAACAUCCUGGAAGACCCCAGACUCCGGCCCUGCGAGUAUAAGAUUGACUGUGAGGCGCCAUUGAAGAAGGAGGGCGGCCUCCCAGAAGGGCCGGUCCUUGAGGCUCUACUGUGUGCUGAGACAGGGGAGAAGAAGAUAGAGCUGAAGGAGGAGGAGACCAUUAUGGACUGCCAGAAACAGCAGCUGCUGGAGUUUCCACAUGAUCUUGAAGUGGAAGACUUGGAGGAUGACAUUCCCAGGAGGAAGAACAGGGCCAAAGGAAAGGCAUAUGGCAUCGGGGGUCUCCGGAAACGCCAGGACACCGCUUCCCUGGAGGACCGAGACAAGCCGUAUGUCUGUGAUAUCUGUGGGAAACGGUAUAAGAACCGGCCAGGGCUCAGCUACCACUACACCCACACCCACCUGGCUGAGGAGGAGGGGGAGGAGAACGCCGAACGCCACGCCCUGCCCUUCCACCGGAAAAACAACCAUAAACAGUUUUACAAAGAAUUGGCCUGGGUCCCUGAGGCACAGAGGAAACACACAGCCAAGAAGGCGCCUGAUGGCACUGUCAUCCCCAACGGCUACUGUGACUUCUGCCUGGGUGGCUCCAAGAAGACGGGGUGUCCCGAGGACCUCAUCUCCUGUGCCGACUGUGGGCGAUCAGGACACCCCUCGUGUUUACAGUUCACGGUGAACAUGACGGCAGCUGUGCGGACCUACCGCUGGCAGUGCAUCGAGUGCAAGUCCUGCAGCCUGUGUGGCACCUCGGAGAACGACGGUGCCAGCUGGGCGGGUCUCACCUCCCAGGACCAGCUGCUGUUUUGUGACGACUGCGAUCGGGGUUACCACAUGUACUGCCUGAGUCCCCCCAUGGCGGAGCCCCCGGAAGGGAGCUGGAGUUGUCACCUCUGUCUUCGGCACCUGAAAGAGAAGGCCUCUGCCUACAUCACCCUCACCUAGGCCUGGCUCUGGCUCACCUGGACCUCUGGGGUGAUGCUUGCCUACCUGCCUCUUGGAGCUCCUCCAGUCUCUCCCCAUCCUUAAUGCCCCACAGUGGAAGGGGCCGGGGGUGGGGGGAGCCUGAGAGGGGGCUGGGUCACCCCUCCCCUCUGUGCAAGUGGAAUGUUUGCCCUGUGGGUUGGUGGGCCCAGCAGGGUCCUCUCCCUUCCUCCUUCCUGCCUCACCCCUUCGCAAAUGGGCACCAGGGGCUUCUGCUCCCCUCAAAGCCAUACCCCGCCUCUGGGCGGGCACGAGGGGUGGUGGAUGCCAGCUGGGGGCACGGACAAAGCCUUUUUCUAAAGAAAAAGUCAAAAAGUUAAAAAAAAAAAGAAA
This is a messenger RNA of Globicephala melas (long-finned pilot whale), 2859 nucleotides long. RefSeq names its product double PHD fingers 1 (gene DPF1). NCBI's taxonomy places the organism in Eukaryota, Metazoa, Chordata, Mammalia, Artiodactyla, Delphinidae. Gene Ontology annotation, biological process: positive regulation of transcription by RNA polymerase II. Gene Ontology annotation, cellular component: MLL3/4 complex. Gene Ontology annotation, molecular function: histone H3K4 methyltransferase activity; histone binding; transcription coactivator activity. The record is from RefSeq and is a predicted model, not a curated record.